CAAUAACGAUACGACCCGCAGAAGAGGACUUCGGACACGACCAAGGAGUCUGAUCAGGAACGAACGGAUGGACAACAGACGAGUCGCAUUUCCAGGGCGUUUAUCAUGACUUUUGUCACAUUAUGCUCCUUUUCGACCUUUGCAUUAUCAGUACACAUCUCCUUUUACUACUACUACAAUUAUUACUGCUUUUACACAAAUGCACACAUGCUCCUUGGAGACUUCACUUGGUCUCAACAACAUAUCAUAUUGAAUCAGUCGGUUUCAGCAAUGCUUCGAAAUAAAGAGUUACAUCAGACUCUUGUGUCUAUUAGAAUUGGCUUUGGGGGGUCAGGUGUUUUAGUUGCAAGGCGUUCAGGGAGUGCAGAUACCCUUUGGGCAGCGAAUUUGCUUGCCUGUUUCAGUGAUACAAACUAGAGUAAAAAGACUUUGGGAGUCAGGUUUCUAGAAAGAGGCCCUGUAAAGUAUUGUAGGAUUCUUGCAUUAGGGGGGAUAAAACGGUUCAGGCAGUUAAGCCUAUCGAAUAGUAUCAGGCUAGAAGAUAUUCAGAUUAUACG
Fusarium oxysporum Fo47 is the source of this 557-nucleotide messenger RNA. RefSeq lists its product as uncharacterized. The record is from RefSeq and is a predicted model, not a curated record. Lineage: Eukaryota; Fungi; Ascomycota; Sordariomycetes; Hypocreales; Nectriaceae. The transcript has a single exon. Bases 106 to 417 code for a protein of 103 amino acids.